Molecule: messenger RNA, 4173 nt
Organism: Camelus dromedarius (Arabian camel)
Lineage: Eukaryota; Metazoa; Chordata; Mammalia; Artiodactyla; Camelidae
Gene: RBPJL
Product: recombination signal binding protein for immunoglobulin kappa J region like
Exons: 12
Coding region: 9-1559 (516 amino acids)
Biological process (GO): regulation of transcription by RNA polymerase II
Cellular component (GO): nucleus
Molecular function (GO): DNA-binding transcription activator activity, RNA polymerase II-specific; RNA polymerase II cis-regulatory region sequence-specific DNA binding
Source: RefSeq, a predicted model, not a curated record
GAGCGAUCAUGGACCCUGUAGGGGCAGACCCCUCAGCACCCCCAGGCCCUUUGACUCACCUGAGCCUGCCGGAGAGCUCGGAGGCGCGACCGCAGAGCGGAGCCGACGGGCGGAGCCUCCCGGGCAGUUGGACCAGGUCAUCCCCAGAGCCGGCUGCAGUCCUGAGGGAAGGUGUGCGCAGGUGCCUGCAGCAACAGUGCGAGCAGACGGUGCGGAUCCUGCACGCCAAGGUGGCCCAGAAAUCCUACGGAAAUGAGAAGCGGUUCUUCUGCCCCCCACCCUGUGUCUACCUCGCAGGUCCUGGCUGGAGGGUGAAGUCGGCGCAGGGCCAAGCCCACCAGGCAGGGGAGACCGGGCCCACGGUGUGUGGUUACAUGGGACUGGAUGGCGCAUCCAGCAGCGCCGCCGAGACGCAGAAGUUGAAUUUCGAGGAGCAGCAGGACUCCAGGGAAUUCGGUUGCGCCAAGACCCUGUACAUCUCGGACGCAGACAAGAGGAAGCACUUCCGGCUGGUGCUGCGGCUAGUGCUCCGAGGGGGCCGGGAGCUGGGCACUUUCCAUAGUCGCCUCAUCAAGGUCAUCUCGAAGCCGUCGCAGAAGAAGCAGUCGUUGAAAAACACCGACCUGUGCAUAUCCUCGGGCUCAAAGGUCUCCCUCUUCAACCGCCUGCGAUCCCAGACGGUCUCCACGCGCUACCUCUCUGUGGAGGACGGGGACUUUGUGGCCAGCGCGCGCCAGUGGGCUGCCUUCACUCUCCACCUGGCUGAUGAACACUGUUCUCAGGGGGACUUCCCGCCUCGAGAGGGCUACGUCCGCUAUGGCUCCCUGGUGCAGCUUGUCUGCACUGUCACGGGCCUCACACUACCUCCGAUGAUCAUCCGCAAAGUAGCCAAACAGUGCGCACUCCUCGACGUGGACGAGCCCAUCUCCCAACUGCACAAGUGUGCAUUCCAGUUUCCGGGUGGUCCUCCAGGAGGGGGUGGCACAUACUUAUGUCUCGCCACAGAGAAGGUGGUGCAGUUUCAGGCCUCCCCCUGCCCCAAGGAGGCGAACAGGGCGCUGCUCAAUGACAGCUCCUGCUGGACCAUCAUCGGCACGGAGUCGGUGGAAUUCUCCUUCAGCACCAGCCUGGCCUGCACCCGGGAGCCUGUCACUCCAGUGCCUCUCAUUAGCACCCUCGAGCUGAGUGGCGGGGGCGAUGUGGCCACGCUGGAGCUCCACGGUGAGAACUUCCACGCCGGGCUCAAGGUGUGGUUCGGGGACGUGGAAGCCGAAACCAUGUACAGGAGCCCGCGGUCCCUGGUGUGCGUGGUACCCGACGUGGCCGCCUUCGGCAGCGACUGGCGCUGGCUGCGCACACCCAUCACCAUACCCGUGAGCCUCGUGCGCGCCGACGGCCUCUUCUACCCCAGCGCCUUCUCCUUCACCUACACCCCCGAGUACAACGCGCGGCCCGGUCCCCCGGGCGUCCCCGCGCCGGCCGCGGACGCUGACGCGCUCCUGGAGAGCAUCCACCACGAGUUCACGCGCACCAACUUCCACCUCUUCAUCCAGACGUAGUCAGCGCGGCCUGGACGCUGAGGCUGCCGCCGCUGAGGGGCGUGCCGGGGCCUAGCACCAGGGCCGGUUUUCUGGGUCCUAGGCCCUGCCCCCUGCCACUUUGCUGCGGAAGUGAAGCAUGCAGCCAGAGCAGCAGCAGGCGCUCACCCUAGAAACCCAGCCCUGCGGAUCUUACAGGUCUUUUUCAGCCUAAGAAGACACGACCUGAGUGAUGCUCCCUUUGUGACCAGUUAGGAAUGUGGCUUUCCCUGUCUUUGCCUCUGUUUCAUUCUCUAAAUCAAUCACACACUCUCUCUCUCCCUCUAACUUUGUAGAUCUCUCUUAUUCCUGCAUCCCUAUCCCUCCAUCUUUCUCUUUCUCCUUCCAUGUGUCUUGCAUGCAGUUUCACACACCAUGAAAAGCCAAGCCCAGCGCAUCUACCCUCCAGGCAGCUGUGUCUCCCCUUGAAGAGAAAACACACAGUUUCACACACCCAAGUGUGGGGCACAGGCUCAUGAGGUGUGGCCUGCUUGCUCUGAAGCACCAGGUCCUGCCCGGAAUAUGAGGUAUGACCUACUGUGCCGGGUUCCACCUGGAGCACCAGGUCCCUUCUGGAACACUGGAUCCCACCCAAAGCACUGAGUACCCCCUGGAGUGUGGAGGGCUUGCCCUGGAGUACUGGGUUCCACCCUGGAAUACAAAGCCCUAACCCCUCCUUGGACUUCCUGUGGCUGCUGUGAAGCCCAGGACCUGCACUGGCGUUUGCUUUCCUGCCCAUAACUUUGGUGGCUGGGCAGGUGCCUGGGGCCGUGGCCAGGUCUUUCCAUCUUAACUGAACGGAGCCAAAUCUCUGGAAGGCCCAGUAAGAUGCAGUCCUGAGGGUCUGAGAUUGCUCUCUUGUGCUAGCAUCAACCUCUGUCCAAGGCAGCGCCUGAUCUGUAUGAUGCAACUCACCACCGAGGGAGGUUACCCAGGGUACUUCUACCCAGACACACAGAGAAAAGACCACAUGAGUGAUGGAGCAGGGAGCUUACAUUUCUGACCUCUUCUGGAGGAGGAACGGGAUUCAGACGCAGCCAGCAUCCCUGAGCCCCCGUCCUUGCCCUGGAAGCCACCUGUUGCCUCUGAGGACUUUACCCUACUAGGCUUCUCUCCACCUGAAGCAAAGAUGCACCUGAGGCCCGGGGCAACCACAGGAUGCAAAACAAAACUUUCCCAGGACAACUCCAGGCAGAAUUCUUGGGGCUGACUGGGCGAUAACCCAGCAGAGAGAGGAGCUUUGCAUGGUGCUCAGGGACCAAAUCCUAACCAUCCCUGGCCGGCCUUCCCACCCUCAGCUAAAUCCGUGCUCUACAGGGAGGGUCCUGGCUCUGGCUGUUGGAACUGUGGGCACAGAUAUUAUAGGUGCCAUGUCCCUGUACCAGCCCCUUGGGGUGCCAAAUGGGGAAACCUGGUCUGAAGAGUGAGUUCAGAGUUCUCAUCCCUCUGGGCCCGUCUUUGUACUCUUGAGUAAGUUCAUUUCCUGUGAAACUCCUCCCCUAGCAGGUGGGAACCACGACUCCCCACAGUGAGAAAGAAGAAAGUGACAUUUCCCAAGGGAACGAAAAGGGGUUUGCUCUUUAAGCUCCCCAAAGUCUUGACUAAGUUCUGCCCUCAGCAGCCCAAAACCCACAAUGAUGGGAAAAGAGAAGCUUGUUCAAAGCCGGUCAUGACUCCUGAGAGUGGCUCCUGGCUGAGGAAGGCAGGGAACAAGUUGAUGGGAAAUGUCUCCGACAAGAGUGCCCCCCACCAGGAGAGUUUGAGCUCACUGCCCCAUGACGCUGUUGAAGCGAGAAGCCACUUGUAAAGCGGCUGAGAGGAGUUUCAUAACAUGAGGAGUUGGGGGCUCAAGGGCCCUUCCUGCCCUCAAGAACUUCCUCCGCCACUCCACAAGGCAGCAGUCCCAGAAGCCAAGGACCCAGGUUGGCCAGAAAGCCCAACCAUGCAGCUCUUUUUUUUUUUUUUUUUUUCCCCCACACCCCUCAGGGCAUCCCAGGACCCUUCAUCUCACCUACAUACCCACCUGAAAGUCUAUGUCUUCUGAUUUCCAGCUGCUGGGUUGGAGGUCUUCCCAGCCCCCAGGCUGAAUCCAUCCAACAUCAAACUCCCCUCCUCCCUCCCUCCCUCCCUCUCUCCUUCCUCCUCUCCUCUUCCUCCACUACUGCUCUGCUCUCCAAACCCAGCUCUCCAAACCUUCUUCGAGAUUUCCCCCAAGAAAAUCUGGCUGCAUAAUUUGUGGGGCCCAGGGCUAAAAGGAAAUGUAUGACCCCCUUGUUAAAAAAUCAUUAUGAAUUUCAAGACAGCGAUAGCAGAGCAUGAAAUCAAGGCAGGGCCCCGCUAAGCACGGGGCUUUGUGUGACUGCCCAGAUCACAAGGCCAAGAAGCCAGCCCUGGCCCCAGGAUUCCCACCUCAUGUUCCCAUAGAACCCCACCAUGUACUGCCCACCGUGGAUCAAAGGGCUUUAUGUACAUGCCAGUUGUCCCAUCUAGACUGUGAGUUUUGGGUGGAAAGGAGCUCGUCGCUGCGUGCCCUAGGAGGUGCAUUACAAUGCUCUGAACCUUGGUUGGCGCUCAAUAAACAGCAAAUUGCCUUGCA